GCGGCGGCGGCGGCGGCGGUUUCGCGGGUCGAGUUUAAACUCGGGGCCUCGGCGGAGAGGACCCCCUGCGUGUGGCGCUGAAGAUGGCGGCGUCCGGCCGCGCGCAGGUGCUGGACCUGUACCGCGCGAUGCUGCGGGAGAGCAAGCGCUUCGGCGCCUACAACUACCGAACUUAUGCCAUCCGGAGGAUAAGAGACGCCUUCAGAGAAAACAAGAAUGUGAAGGAUCCUGCAGAAAUUCAAGCCCUGGUGAAUAAAGCCAGAAGAGACCUGGGCAUAAUCCGUCGGCAGGUGCACAUUGGCCAAAUGUAUUCGACCGACAAGCUUGUCAUUGAGAAUCGAGAGAAGCCCCGGGCCUAGGAGCCGGGACCGGCCUCCAGCAGCAGCGUGGACCACCGGCAGCACCGUCCUGCUUGCCGUGGGGCCCCCAGCAGGCCUCGAGGGGCCUCCGCGUCAGCUUCAAAUAGCCUCACUCUGCCCGCCCUCCAGGAACUGAUGAACUGAGCGGAGUGUCCCCUCUUGCACAGCUUUGGUGACAGAGACCGGCUGGCGCUGGCUGUCCCCGGUUCAAGCGCCAGCAGGAAGAGCUAGAGUGCCUCGAGGGAAGGCCGUGUCCCGCCCCGCCCCGCCCCGCCCCGCCUGCGGCUCCGCCGCGCCUGUACAGAGCAUUUCCAGACGCGCUUCUGGGUCCUUGACAGUAAACGAAAGCGUCUCCCUGGCCCUCUACCAGACUCGCGUGUCUUCGUGGCUAACGCGCUUUUGGUUCCUGCUGGUGAUGGGCCUGCAGAGGGCGGUGGGGGGCCUGGCAGGGAGGGUCCAGCCCUGAGCUGAGUGUCCCCUUUGCAAAGGCAAGUCCACACACUGGGAGAGAUGCAGGGACGGAGGGGAGCAGGGUGCAUCCUACCACUGAGACCCAGGCCCAGCGUGACAACAGAGGUUCCCUGUGUGUGGCUGCUCACCUGGGGACGGUCCUACAACCCGCUGCCCAGGGUGGCCUCAGGAUGACUGUCAUCUGCCCCACUAGGGAGCUUGCUAGAAACACGGAAUCUCAAGCCACACCCCAACCUGAUUUGAAUCAGAAUCUUCAGUCUGACACACCCCAGGGGACCCCAGUGUACACUGAAACGUGCGUCCCAAAGCUCACUCACUGAGUCAGAGUCACUUGGAGAGACUGGGAGUUUUUGAAAAGAAGUUUCUCAGCACUUCAUAUUCUGACUUGAUAAGUGACAGAUGAGGCAUAGUUACUUAUUUGUUCAGUCGCUGUCGUGUCCAACUCUGCAGCCCGUGGACUGCAGCCCGCCAGGCUCCCUGUCCAUCACCAGCUCCUGUAGUUUACCCAAACUCAAGUCCAUUGAGUCGGUGAUGCCAUCCAACCAUCUCAUCCUCUGUCAUCCCCUUCUCCUGCCUUCAGUCUUUCCCAGCAUCAGGGUCUUUUCCAGUGAGUCAGUCCUUCACAUCAGGUGGCCAAAGUAUUGGAGUUCCAGCUUCAGCAUCAGUUCUUGCAGUGAAUAUUCAGGGUGGAUUUCCUUUAGGACUGACUGGUUUGAUCUCCCUGCUGUUCAAGGAACUCUCAAGAGCCUUCUCCAGCACCACAGUUGAGAAGCAUCAGUUCUCUGGCACUCAGCCUUCGAUAUUGUCCAGCUCUCACAUCCGUACGUGACCACUGGAAAAACCAUAGCUUUGAGUGAACUGACUUUUGUCAGCAAAGUAAUGUCUCUGCUUUUUAAUAUGCUGUCUAGUUUGGUCAUAGCUUUUCUUCAAGGAGCAAGCGUCUUUUAAUUUCAUGGCUGCAGUCACCAUCUGCAGUCAUUUUGGAGCCCAAGAAAAUAAAGUCUGACACUGUUUCCACUGUU
Budorcas taxicolor (takin) is the source of this 1852-nucleotide messenger RNA. It is a transcript of the gene LYRM4, whose product is annotated as LYR motif containing 4. The record is from RefSeq and is a predicted model, not a curated record. Gene Ontology annotation, cellular component: mitochondrion; L-cysteine desulfurase complex. The transcript has 3 exons. The coding region runs from base 84 to 359 and encodes 91 amino acids. Gene Ontology annotation, biological process: iron-sulfur cluster assembly. Lineage: Eukaryota; Metazoa; Chordata; Mammalia; Artiodactyla; Bovidae.